AACAAUUCAUUUGUGUUUAAUCAGCUGUUGAAAUAACAUCGCAUAAAAUGAGUGCUGUAUUUGCAUUUAGUAUUACGGUGAUGAUCGUUUUCAGUUCGGUUUAUGGCAAUCCAUACGGUUCACAUCACGUUCCAACUGACCAAUAUCAUAAUUAUCCAAAUGCGAAUCAUCAAAAUGCGAAUUAUCCACGCCAAAUCAAUGCAAAUACAUUAAAACCAUCAAGCGACUAUGAAAAUUCACGAUUCGAAGAGUUUUAUCGAUGGAAGCAAAUAUCAUACCGACCACUCGAGAAUGAGUCGAUACUUUUUGGAUUAGCGGACAGAAGGCUUAACGAUUUAACGGCAAGUGAUAUUCGUGAUAAUUACAUUCCAUAUAAUAAUCUGCCAAUGGGGAUGAUGCAUCAUCCUCAAUCACAACGGAUAUUCAUCACUUUGCCAAGACGUCGAAUUGGAAUGCCUGCCACGAUCACAUAUGUUAGUUCAAAUGGUGCACGAGGAAGCAGUCCCAGUUUACAGGCCUAUCCAUCGUUUCGGGCCAACGAAUUACAUCCGCAAAAUCAACCAGAUAGAAAUCGCAUUGUUUCGGUCUAUCGCUCACGAAUUGAUUCAUGUAACCGACUUUGGUUCGUUGACACUGGAUCUUUGGAAUAUCCCGGCAAUACGAUUCAAGUACAACCGCCGUCAAUUUGGAUCUUCGAUCUUACCACUGACCUUAUGCUUCGUCGUUUUGAAAUACCUACGGCAAAUGUGCUUGACGGUCAUGGUAUCGCCAGUAUAACGAUCGAUAUUGACGAAAAUAGAUGCGAUGAUGCAUUUGCCUACCUACCCGAUUUGGUGAAUUAUCGCUUACACGUUUAUAGUUUGCGAACCAAUCAAUUUUGGACCUUUUCACACAAUUACUUGCAUCAAGAUCCAUUACGUGGUGACUUUGAUGUGGCCGGCGUACAAUAUCAAUGGAACGAUGGUAUUUUUUCAAUUCAAUUGAGUGCACGGAAUGCAGAUGGUUUCAAAACUGCCUAUUUUCAUGCAAUGGCCAGCACCUCUGAAUUUGAAGUAUCAACGCAAGUGUUGAAAAAUCAAACGGCAUCAACGCGCUCAAAUCAUGGAAGCGAUUUCAAAUACGUAGGUCAACGGAGUACAGUCGGUCAAUCCGCAAUGCAUGCCUAUGAUAAGAAUACCGGUAUAAUGUUCUUUUCACAAGUGUCUUUAAACGGCAUUGGAUGUUGGGACACAACAAUGCCAUUAAAUCCAGACAACUUACAUUUAAUCGCCCAAGACAAUACAACAAUGAUCUAUCCUUCUGAUAUCAAUAUCGAUUCGGAAGGUGUUAUUUGGGUGAUGACCAACAAUUUACCACUUUAUAACUACGCUACAAUUGAUCCAAAUGAGUUUAACUAUAGAAUAUGGAGAGCACCUGUUCAACGUGCUAUACGCGGAACACCCUGUGAGAUUCCAAUGUAUACAGAAAUGCAAAAUUCCGAUCAAAUUGCGACAUAUAAUGCUGCAAUUUAUUUCUUCGAAUCCGAUUUCAGAGCAUUGGUGGCUCUUCUUUUGUUGAUCAAGAAAAAGAGAAAGAGUCCACAUAAAUUAUACCGACAAAGAGCCGAAGAAGGUGCUCUCAACAUUUUGAUUGACCGACACUUGAUGGACGAUGAAAAAAGUUCAAAUAGUAUUUUCGAGUCAGCUCGAUUCUUUUUUCCAAAUUAUAACGAUGGCGUCUUAUUUCCUGAUAACGAAUAUACAUCAAAUGUACAACCCAACUACAUACCAACCAAUGUAAUCCCGAUUGGAGUAUCACAUUAUAAGAAUAAAUUAUUUUUAACAGCUCCCAGGCGUCGUGUAGGCGUUCCAUCAACCCUAAACUUUAUUUACACCAAAUCUUCAAAAGGAUCUAGUCCAAGCUAUAGACCCUUCCCGAAUGCUGAAAUAAACGAAUUAGAUCCAAACCUACAACCGAAUCCAAAUAAAAUUAUUUCAGUCUAUAGAACUCGGGUAGAUGACUGCAAUCGACUGUGGUGGAUUGAUACGGGUAUUCUGGAAUAUCCAAAUAAUGCAACUCAAGUGCAGCGACCUUCUAUCUGGGUUUACGAUUUGGAGAAUGAAAAAGUUCUUCAUCGCUUUGAAAUUGCACAAAGUGUUGUAGAACGGGGAAAUGGUUUGGCUAGCAUAACAGUUGAUGCUGACCCAAAUAAUUGUCAAAACACUUAUGCAUACAUACCAGAUUUGGCAACGUAUCGUUUAUAUGUAUACAGCUUGAGUCAAAACCGCAUUUGGACUUUCCAGCACAAUUAUUUCCAUUUUGAUCCAGUUCAUGGCGAUUUUAACAUUGAUGGAAUUCCCUUUCAAUGGGACGAUGGAAUUUUCUCAAUAACACUUGGAAAACGAAAUGCCGAUGGCUAUCGAACAGCUUACUUUCAUGCAAUGGCAAGUGUAACAGAAUUUUCGGUAUCAACGAAAGUGCUGCAAAAUGAACAAAAUGCAGGCAGAUCAAAUCAUGGAACUGAUUUCGAAAUCGUUGGACAAAGAGCACCAUUUACUCAGUCAAAUAUGCAUGAUUUUGACAAAGAAACGGGCGUCAUUUUUUACACGCAAAUUUGGCCAAGUGGCGUAGGCUGUUGGAAUACAAAAAAAUCCCAUGUACAAAACAAUUUCAAACUACUCGCUCAUAACAACCGGACAAUGAUCUACCCAAGUGAUAUAAGUGUCGAUCAAGAAGGGAAUGUAUGGAUGUUUACAAAUACAAUGACGAGAUGGAUCUACUCUCAGAUGAAUUGGAAUGAGUACAAUUUUCGAGUUUGGAAAGGAAAUGCACGCGAACUGGUAAAAGGAACGCAGUGCGAACGUGAUCACCGAGGUUAAAGUGAUUACCUUGGAUCGCCAACUUGGGGGGCCGGAUCGCAUAUAGAAUUUAUACUUUGUAUAAACGCAGACGCAACAUAUCCGUCACUGUUCGCUUUGUGCUGCGCUCAAUAAAUACAAUGUAUGUGCGAGCGUCUCUCAAUACACGGUCACAUGCUUCAUACAUAGUGAACAGCGAUGGAUAUGUUGCGUCUCCGUUUAUACUUUGUAUAUUUAUACUGCCUGCGUUUUUUAUGCCAGUAUAAAAUUAAAUUAUACGCGACCCGGUCCCUGGCCAACUUCAGAAGAUACAAUACAAUUUUGAUCAACUAAACUACUUCUUGUUAGUGAUAUUUGCGAGUCAGUUUUUUUAUUUCUAUUUUUUACAAUUUUUUUUCGUUUUUCAUCAAAAAUUUCGAAUUUAAUAUUGUCAAUAAAUUAAAUAAAUGGAGCAAUCAAAUAGUAAACUUA
Molecule: messenger RNA, 3308 nt
Organism: Contarinia nasturtii (swede midge)
Lineage: Eukaryota; Metazoa; Arthropoda; Insecta; Diptera; Cecidomyiidae
Exons: 17
Coding region: 48-2858 (936 amino acids)
Cellular component (GO): extracellular region
Source: RefSeq, a predicted model, not a curated record